GCAAAGGGCAUUGGGAUCAGCACGGCCCUGGGGAGCCCAUAGGGAAGAAGAGGAGGGUAAAGGCAAGCUGAAGGAGGGAAUGGCGGCCACCACGGUGACGGAUGCUGGAGGGGUGCGCAUCAUCACGGAAGUCAUCCCAGCCUCCGACCCCCGUGUGGCCCAGUUGGCUCCCAGCUCCAGGCCGGCGGCAGCACCGGUGUCAUUCCAAGUGCGGGGCUUCCGAAGGGCUCAGCCCAAGGCGUUGGGGACCAUCCACAUCCUCACUGGGAUCAUCCACAUCUGCUUUGGGAUCAUCCUGACGGCAGCGGAGCAUCAGAAACCUGCCCUCCCCGUGGCCAGUGGGGUCCUCUUCUGGCUGGGGCUCCUGCUCCUGGUCUCGGGCUCUCUGCUGGUGGAAAGCGAGAAGCGAGACAGCAUCCUCCUGGUCAAGACGUGCUGCGUGCUCAAUGCCGGCCUCAUCCUGAGCACGCUGGUGGCCGCCCUGCUCCACAGCACGGCCAUCACCCGCGACAGCCCCGGCUGCGAGCCCAGCACUGGGAUCCAGCUCAGAGCCGAGUGGUGCUGGCACAGCGAGAGCAAGCUCCUGAGCAAUGGGAUGGAUUCCCUGCUCGUGGUCUUCAUCCUGCUCGAGUUCUGCGUGGCCGUGGCGGUGCUGGCCUUUGGGUACCACGCUGUCAAGCAGCACAGCUACACCCGCAUGGUGAUGUAGCCAUGGCCAGGCACGGAGCCAUCACUAUUGAGAGCUGCAUCCGCGAUGCUGGAGCCCCUGAGAUGCUCCCUGAUCCCUGGGGGUGCUGGGAUCGGAGCUUGAGACCCCCGCUACCCCCGGGGCAGGGCACCGCGGUCCUCAGCGCCACAAUAAAGGCUCUUUAUUGCAUUGGCA
Molecule: messenger RNA, 883 nt
Organism: Neopsephotus bourkii (Bourke's parrot)
Lineage: Eukaryota; Metazoa; Chordata; Aves; Psittaciformes; Psittacidae
Product: membrane-spanning 4-domains subfamily A member 15-like
Exons: 7
Coding region: 80-709 (209 amino acids)
Cellular component (GO): membrane
Source: RefSeq, a predicted model, not a curated record